AUGGCUGCCAGCUGCAGCUCGUCUUCUUCUGCAGGGGCCUGCGGCUCUAUUCUGCAGUCUACGGCUGACCAGUUACUGUUGGAAGUGAAAAGAGAGGCCGAAGAGUCUGGUAGUAUCUCCGAAGACCUCGUGUCUGCCCUUCUUUUCGUGUUUCAGGCGCCUCUCCACCAAGCCUUGGAUCUUCUCGACAGAGGCUCCGUUACUCGCUACUACUGCACCGCCGGUAGAGAGCUCUACCGCGUCAGAGGGAGCGGAGGUCGUUUCUACACCUGUCUCACCUCCUCGGACUACUGUAGCUGUCCCUCGUUUGUCUACACUGUGCUAGUAAAGCAGGAUUCGCUGCUUUGCAAACACCUGUUGGCAGUGCAGCUUGGGAGGGCGCUGUCAGCUGGAGCGAGAGGACAUGUAGGUAGCAGAGAAGGAGAAGAGGAAGGAAAGAGCAGCAGUUUACCUACAGUAGAUGAGGUAUGUGUGACAGAUGAGGAAUUUGGUCGGAUGCUCAUGAUUGCUUCUGGCGAGAUGGACACCACAGUACCACCUGGGGGAGAAGGCCCUCGAUAAUAUAUCCCAUAACCUCCCUCGAUUUCUUUGCCAGAUAUACAUCCCAUUAACUCAAGCAGGAAUCUUCAUAUCAACAGUAAGAAUGGGCAGCAUUGUGGAUAGCAGUGAGGUGAAAGGAAAUGCAGAACAAGGAACAGAGAAAAACGAACAGAAAAAUGUUUUUUUAAAAAGGCAACAGAAAAACUGAAUUAAGAACGGAAAAGGCAGAGUAAGGAACAGAUUGACUAAACAAGGCUCCUGGCUCAGGUAUCCGGUGGCCACUUGGCACAGAGUACAGUGUCCCUGCCGUGUGCAGCAAAGCAGUCUCUGAUGGACUUGUCGAUGAUAUCCAGACGUCUAUCGAUGGCCUGUAGAUGGAGGGAGGUGAGAAUGGGGUACGCAGGGUCCCUCCUCAUGCUCUGGUCGAGUCUCUGUGAGAGACUGGGCUCAGAGUGAAUCAGCUCUUGCAGACGGUCCCACGUUGACUGUCUCACCCUGUGACGGCAAGUGAGGAGAGUUUUCUAUUAUAUAUAAAUGUGAGAAAAUGCGUUACAGAUACCUGCAGCAUUGUUGAAGUGGAGCUAAAAUAGACAUCUCAUCGUGAUACGGAUUCCCAAAACUAAAAUGAUAGAGAAGUCUUAUGAAUUUGUGUGCAAUACACAUGGCAUAACCUACUGUAAUUAUAGGCAAAAAAGCUGAUGAUAGCUCACCUCUUUCCAUUGUCAAUGUGCAAUAGUUUGCCGUGCUUACUGGCUUUUGCAUACGUCUCAUAGUGAUGCCUGUCUGCAUUACCUGCGUUACAGAAAUCACGCAACACACACAUAUAUACAAUAGCUUCAAGUCGGUCUGUAU
Molecule: messenger RNA, 1392 nt
Organism: Geodia barretti
Lineage: Eukaryota; Metazoa; Porifera; Demospongiae; Tetractinellida; Geodiidae
Source: the annotation of a GenBank genome assembly